ACCCAAUUUGCACAUGUCUGCGAACCCCAUCAUUUAAAACCCCCCCAACCGAGUUGUUGUCUCACUGCCCUCAUUUCAAGGUUCCGUAUUAAGGUUUAUUAUCCGUUUUGUUUUGUUGUGGGGAGAGCAAUUGAUCUUAGGGGUGCAUAGAUGGGUAACAGUUUAGGCGGCAAGAAAACGACCAAAAUCAUGAAAAUAGACGGUGAGAGUUUUAAGCUGAGAACUCCGGUGACGGCUGAGGAGGUCUUGAAAGACUUUCCCGGCCACGUUGUGUUAGACUCCGAAUCCGUCAAGCACUACGGUGCCCGAUCCAAACCACUUGAGGCGAAGCAAAGGUUGCAGGCGAAGCGGCUAUAUUUCGUGGUGGAGCCUGUUAAAGAGUGUCCACCGAGAAGGGUAAGAUCGGGAAUCCACGUGAGUGCGAAGGAGAGGCUUGAGAGCCUCAUGCUUGCCCGUAGAUCCUCUUCAGAUCUCUCCAUACUCAGACCGGCAGGAGGAUGGACGACGACGACGUCAGAGGAAGAAGGAGGUGCGGUUAGGGUGAAGGUGAGAGUUCCCAAGGCGGAGCUUGAAAGGCUCGUUAAGGAAGGAGCCACGGAGGCCGAAGCCACCCAAAAGAUAGCUGCUCUCUUUAUGGCCAAACAGAACCACCAGGAACCGCCUCACAAUACAGAAGAAGAGCCCGCGGCCUCUGUCUCCGCCGCCACCACGAGAGAAGUCAAAUCCCGUUUGAAACGAGUGAGUUUCAUGGCGGAAAGAGAAGGAGGGAGCGAGAUCACCGUCGCUUGAACAUAUCAAUAUAUAUACGCUAUUAGAAGAGUGCUUCCCAACGUUUCUUGCAAAUUCUAUGUACAUAAAGAACGCUAAAACGUUUGAGAGAAAGCUAUUCAAUAUUCAUCCAUGCAUGUCUCCACUAUAUAUAUGUAUUCAGAGUUUAUUUAUUACAUCAAGAAACAGUAAUUUUAUAAGUUUGUCUCACCUUAUUGGUUAUAUUUUUGACUGUGUUUGCCGGGAAUAAAAGAAA
Molecule: messenger RNA, 1024 nt
Organism: Camelina sativa (false flax)
Lineage: Eukaryota; Viridiplantae; Streptophyta; Magnoliopsida; Brassicales; Brassicaceae
Source: RefSeq, a predicted model, not a curated record